AUGGCAUAUAAUAGUUCUUCAAGAACAGACGAUAAUCCUGAUGACUCAUUACCUUCAUAUGAAGACGUUUUAAGGGAAGAUAGAAAUGCUGGUAAAUUUGAAACUAAUAAUAACAAUAAUAAUAAUAAUAAUAAUAGUGGCAAUAACUCUACUAAUAGCAGCAUUAACACUACUCAGCGUAGUAAUAAUUCUUCCCAUAACCAACAUCAUCAUACAUCCAGCAAUAGAUCAUACACUACAAGAAGUAGAACUAGGAUACCAUGGACUUAUCCUAAUUCAUAUUAUUGCUCGAAAUGUGAAAAUACAGGCUUUAAGAAGAGAAACGGUGAAAAGUGUUCUAAAUGCUGGCAACGAUUUGGUCCCCUAUUACCACCAAAAGGAGAUAGCAAUAAGCAUAAAAAGGGUCAUCUACUGUCAUCCAAAGCACCUCCAAAAAAGUUAUACAUGCCACCAGAUUCAGAAGAUUAUUCUAAUAAUACAUACCAACAGUCGAUAGAAAGACCCUUUAGGACCCAAGCAACACCUAAUAUGGUGAUGAACAGACCAAAAGUAAUUCGGACAGGGGGUAAUUAUGGUUUUCAACAAGCACAGCCACAAGGACUAGUAGUACAACCCGGUGAUCCGAGAAUCGGUGGCAGAUUGUGUGCGGAAUGUAGGGGUACUGGUAGGAUAAGUUUUUUUUUGGACUUUAAAUUAUGUCCAGUAUGUGGUGGUGUAGGGAGAGUGUUUUGA
This is a messenger RNA of Saccharomycodes ludwigii, 732 nucleotides long. RefSeq lists its product as uncharacterized. The record is from RefSeq and is a predicted model, not a curated record. Gene Ontology annotation, cellular component: cytoplasm. NCBI's taxonomy places the organism in Eukaryota, Fungi, Ascomycota, Saccharomycetes, Saccharomycodales, Saccharomycodaceae. The transcript has a single exon. The coding region runs from base 1 to 732 and encodes 243 amino acids.